AUGAAUUCGAUUUUUGAUAUGGAAACAAAUUAUUUGAAAGCGUCGGAGCUUAAUCAUGAAUUAAAAAUAAGAGGAACCGCCAACCCGGAACGGCUGGAUCAUGAUACCAAAAGAAGAUAUCUUCGAAGGAAGUUACGAGAGGACAUGAACAGGCCGAAUUUGCAAUAUAGUACACCUAAUUUCGAUUUUGAUUUAGAAAAGGCAGAAGUGGACCAGAGCAUCGCAGAACUACGCACAAUGUUAAGUGUGUAUGACGGGAUAAAUACGGAUAUGGACAAACGAAUUCAAACCAAGGUCAACCAUUUGAUGGGUCGCAUUCGUCGAUUCGAGGUCGGUGAAGAUAAGGAUGACCAGAAGGCGUACAAGGAGGAUAAUCUUAUUCUAGUAGAGUCCUUGGAGGAGAUGCGCUUACAAAUAAUGGAGCAGGUCAGCGAUGUUGACAGAGUUGUAAGGACUGUAGGUAGGACAGACAAUUCGUCGAGAGCUGUGGAGACGGUAAAAAGUAUGCCUGUGUACAAAUGGGGUAUUGUUUAUGACGGUAGAUCGACCCAGGAGUCAGUCAGUUCAUUCUUACAGAGAAUUGAGGAGCUAAGGAUUGCACGCGGUACAUCGAAAGAAGAAUUAUUUAGAUCUGCUGUGGACUUAUUCCAAGGGCAAGCUUUAGUUUGGUACCGAUCUGUACGGGGUUCAAUUAAUUCCUGGGAGGAAUUAGCCGCUGCGUUGAGAAGAGAUUUUCUUCCUUCGGACUUUGAUGAUGACCUAUGGAGAGAGAUUCGAAACCGUACUCAGGGGCAACAAGAACGAGUAACGAUAUAUAUCGCUUAUAUGCAGAAUUUAUUUGGCCGGUUAUCAGAAGUUCCUACAGAGGAUGUUCAGCUUAAGACCAUAAGAAGAAAUUUAUUGCCAGCAUUUCAAGAUCACUUAGCACUAAUGUCCAUUCAGUGUGUUCGUCAGUUAGCAGACAUUUGCCGUACUCUAGAAAGUUCUUUCGAGCAACAAAGGCGAUUUCAACCACCACCUAGACGCUCUGUUGCCUUGCUAGAACCUGAUUUGGCGUAUAACUUAGUUGAAGCUCCACAUGCCGGUCCUUCUAACAGCUCACGUCAAAAACGGGACACAUUUCACGCAACUGUCCAAGUCGUCGCCAACGUCCAAUUUGCAGAGGAUGUGGUAGACCAGGUUUUAUUAGACCAAACUGCCCCUCUUGUUCAAAAAACUAGUUCGUCGGCAGAGAAGUGGAAACACUGGUUGAGAGUUGUUGAAGAUUUUUACGGCCGUCCUUCCAAUUCUCAUAGCGAGUCCAAUAGAUUAUCUAGCAUCUUUAAUAAUAAGAAGAGAGUCAGUGCCAAAUACUUCCCUACUCAAAAUAACAAUCAUCGAUUUUCAUCGUCUAGGCGUGGGUGUCCGUUAACUUCCUGUCAUCAUUCUAAUCAAUCUAUUUUUUGUCAAAGUCGUAAGUCCAUCGGUAUAAAGUCAGACGCUGAAAAUAAUUUUGCUUGGCUAGAAGCGUUGUUAGCAAAACGUGAAAAUGAUAACAGGCCAUACAUAACCGUUCAAGUCUUGGGUGUUUCCAUUACGGGUUUGCUCGACAGUGGCGCGACCAAUUCAGUUUUUGGCCAGGAUGGUAUCCAGUGGGUGAAAAAAUUCAACCUGACAGUUCACGAUCCUCCGUUACCCAAUAUAGAUACAGCUGAAGGAAAGCCACAGGAAGUAGCAGGUUACGUUAUUCUUCCAGUUGUAGUUGAUGGUCAUUUCGGUCUAGUAAAGGUGUGGUUAGUUCCAUCACUUAAACACAGCUUCAUUCUUGGUGUUGACUUUUGUCGUCAGUUUGGAUUAGAGGUGAAUUACCGUAAAAAUAUGUAUUGUGUCGAUAGGGACAGUUCAUCUUUGUCGCUGUUGCAACAUAAUAAACUGCCAGAGAUCUCUGUCAAUACCCAAGUUCAAUCGCUGUUGGAUUUAUCUGUUUCCGAACGGGAAGCAUUUAAUCAAGUCCUUGCCAGAUUUCAGGAACUGUCAUGGGAGGAAGGAACAAAGUUAGGCCGUACUUCAAAGAUGGUGCAUCAUAUUGAUACUGGAGAUGCCACCCCAAUCAAGCAGAGGCAUCACAAUUUUUCGCCUUACAUGUUGGAGCACUUAUGCAAGGAACUAGAUCAAAUGCUGAAGUUAGGCGUGGUCCAGUCAUCUUCCAGUCCAUGGGCUUCUCCUGUGUUGCUCGUGAACAAGCCUAAUGGUGAGAAGCGUUUUUGCUUCGAUGGCAGAAAGCUCAAUUCAGUUACAAAACCAGAUGCUUACCCCUUGCCAAGAGUUGAUUAUAUUUUAAAUAUGUUGACAGGAGCGAAGUAUCUUUCUAGCAUUGAUCUUAAGUCAGCGUUUUGGCAGAUUCCUUUGCACCCUUCUUCGUGCGAGAAAACUGCAUUUGUUGUGCCAUCUCGAGGCUUAUUUGAAUUCAACGUAUUACCGUUUGGUCUCAGUAAUGCAGCUCAGACUAUGCAACGCUUGAUGGAUACGAUCUUUGGACCUUCUCUAGAGCCUUUUGUGUUUGUCUAUUUGGACGAUGUUAUAAUUGCCACCCCUACAUUUCAAGAACACUUAGAUAUACUUGGAGAAGUUUAUAAACGGUUGAAGGACGCUAACUUGACUAUAAACCUGGAUAAGUGUAAAUUUUGUCGGGAUUCUUUGCGAUAUCUAGGGUUUUUGUUAGAUAAAGAUGGUCUGCGUACAGAUCCGGAUAAAGUUUCGGCUAUGUUAGAGUUUCCAAGACCUGAAACUGUGACACAAGUUAAGCGGUUCCUUGGUUUAGUAGGUUGGUAUAGAAGGUUCAUCCCUAACUUUUCGGCACUCACGGCACCUGUGUCCGGACUUAUAAAAGGGAAACGGAAAGCCAACCGGAUUAUUUGGUCAGAGGAAGCCGAGAGAUCCUUUACACAGAUUAAGGAAGAGUUAGUUAAGGCGCCCGUUCUGGCAGCUCCGAAUUUCAAGAAACUUUUCACCAUCCAGUGCGACGCUUCGGAUUUAGGUUUAGGCUGCGUUCUAAGUCAAGAGGAUGUUGAGGGCAAAGAAGUUGUUAUUGCGUUUGCAAGCCGUACUUUAACCAAUGCUGAAAGGAAGUACACAGUAACGGAGAAAGAACUUCUGGCUGUUCUGUUUGCAAUAGAGAAGUUUCGACCCUACGUGGAAGGUGUUAAAUUCAAGGUGGUGACAGACCAUUAUAGCCUGCUAUGGCUGCAUAAUCUGAAGGAACCGAGUGGGAGACUUGCGAGGUGGGCUGUUAAACUCCAGCAGUUCGAUUUUUAUUUAGAACAUCGUAAAGGAGCUUCCAAUGUAGUGCCAGAUGCGUUAAGCCGGUCGCCAAUAGAGAAUCCUCAAGUUUGUUUGUUGCACUUUGACGCGGAAGAUAAUUUAAAGGAUCUCUGGUACCGUGGAUUGAUCGAGGACGUUACGUCGAAACCUACGCAGUUUGCAGACUGGCGCGUUGAAAACGGCACGUUAUAUAAACACCUCCCGGAGUUGUCCCAAAUCAAUGACCUGGUUCCGGCGUGGAAAGUCGUGGUUCCCAAGCAUCGUAGAAAUGCGGUCUUAGAGAGUUGUCAUGAUGUCCCGACUGCUUCUCAUUUGGGUGUGUUUAAGACAUUUUGUCGUGUUCAAGAACUGUACUAUUGGCCACGAAUGCGGGCCGACAUCAAAAGAUACGUCAGGAAAUGUAAGGUUUGUGCUGCCCAAAAAAUGUCGUCUAUGUCUGUUCCUGGUUUGAUGGGGUCAUCAAAAAAAGUUUGGUGUCCGUGGCAGAUUGUUUCUGUAGAUCUUCUAGGUCCUCUCCCUCGUUCAGUCAAAGGACAUUGUUAUAUUCUGAUGGUUUCAGAUUAUUUUUCCAAAUAUAUCCUUCUUCAUCCGCUGCGUAAGGCAGAUCAUAAAAGCAUUAUCUCUUACUUAGAGAAUGAAGUCGUACUUGUUUAUGGAGCACCUCAAAUUUGGACGUGUGAUAAUGGAACGCAAUUUACAUCCCAUGAGUUUCGACGAUUUGCAUCUGAGUAUGGAUCAAAAAUUUGGUUUAAUGCAAGCCACCAUCCACAAGUGAAUAGCGUUGAGCGCGUGAAUCGAGUUGCAGGAGCCGCAAUUAGAUCUUAUUUGCGAGGUAAAGAUCAUCGGCAUUGGGACUCUGAAUUAUCCAAAAUCGGUUUCGCUUUGCGAACAGCAGUGCAUGAAUCCACCGGAUUGAGCCCUACAUUUAUAAAUUUUGGCCGAUAUGUUCCCUCCAGCGGUGAGUUUUAUGGUAAAGUCCCUUCUGAUUUUACUUCCUGGGAUCUUAAUAAAGAGAAUGUCGCUCAAUAUCUCUCUAAGAGAGGAAACCUGGACCGAAUUUAUAAGGAGGUGACAAAGAAACUAAAAGAAGCCUACCAGAAGAAUUGCCAUUCUUAUAAUUUGAGACGUCGAAAAGCUGAUGUGUACCAUGCAGGUGAUCGUGUGUGGAAACGAAAUUACGUUUUGUCUGACGCCUCUAAGAAGUUUUCGUCUAAAUUAGCUCCAAGAUUCAUUGAAUGUGUCAUAACAAAGAAAGUGUCUCCUUUGGUGUAUCAACUCGCCGACGAAUCUGGCAAAGAUAUAGGACGCUGGCAUGUAAAAGAUUUGAAGCCAUGUGAUGACGCUUAAUAAGUAUUUCCCGAUUGUGACGUUUAGAAAUAAGUAUGUAUGAGAUGGAGUGAUAGGAGAAGUCUGGAUGAUCUCGUGAAAGAUAGCGCAUGGUGGACUGAAUGUAGAAGUUUCUUUAAUUUUUCCCGAUUUUGACUGGGUAUACCCGAAACCUAUUUUGGAUUUUUCGAAACAAACCUGAUUGUGACAUUCAUAUUUUCACUGCAAGAGUACUAUGGAUUAUAUUUCUACUUAUUUUGGAUUAUUUUUAUUUAGUUUCAAUUUAUGUUCAUUUCUUAAAAAAAAAAAAAAAUUUUUUUUUGGUAACUUGAGGGGGUGUAACGAUUUUUAAAUCUAAGCGCGCUCGGUGAGCAAGGUCGCGGAAGAGUGGGGUCGGUUUUUACGGGCGGCGAGAAAAAGAGGAGGUGAAGAGCGUUUUUUGAGCGAAGUGAAUUGCUGUGAAAAUCGAGAUUUUGGCAAAAUAAGGAACCAAGAACAGCUAGGUUCUUUGUACGGGUGCCAUCGAUUCGUGGUUGGUUGCCGUCUCCGUCGUCACUGUCCCAUACCCAUCGAUUCGUGGUUGGUUGCCGUCUCCGUCGUCACUGUCCCAUACCCAUCGAUUCGUGGUUCGUUGUCGUCUCCGUCGUCACUGUCCCAUAUUCGUCGAUUCGUGGUUCGUUGCCGUCUCCAUCGUUGCUGUCCCAUACUAUGGUAACAUCUCCUAGGGGAGCUUUGAACAUAAGAAAAUCGCUCCGAAGUGCUUCACCAGGAAAGAGCUUACGUAAAGUUGCGGAAAGUACUUAGCAUGUAAGAUCGUAGAGGUGGUACCAUUUCGCGAAGGGCGUUUGUUAAUAUAAAGUUACUGAAAAUUAGUCUGUUGUCCGUUCGUCCCCUUCCUUGUU
This is a messenger RNA of Zophobas morio, 5528 nucleotides long. RefSeq lists its product as uncharacterized. NCBI's taxonomy places the organism in Eukaryota, Metazoa, Arthropoda, Insecta, Coleoptera, Tenebrionidae. Gene Ontology annotation, biological process: DNA integration; proteolysis. The record is from RefSeq and is a predicted model, not a curated record. Gene Ontology annotation, molecular function: aspartic-type endopeptidase activity; nucleic acid binding. The transcript has 4 exons. The coding region runs from base 1 to 4647 and encodes 1548 amino acids.